UGGAAGCGAAACAGAGAAGAAAAACACUUGAAAGAAAUUAAGCAACAGAGAGAAUAGAACAACCAUGGCGUGCAGCUCAAUGAGCAUUUCUAGCUCUUCCAUCACCACCACCACCACCCCCACCAGAAAAGACAUUCUCAAAGAACAAAACGGAGUGGGUCUGCGUGGACGAUCCGGUAUGGGGAGAACGAUGUCCGAGUCUCAGCUCCGGUUUUACUCGGUGAACCGUAUUCGGGCUGCCUCUGUUGAGCCUAAAUUAAGGAAAAGUCAUUCGAUGGGGAUCCUCCCAACCCAUCUCUUGGGUUCAAACUCGACCCGGCCGCUUCUUUCUGAUUCAGUAGGUGAGGAAAUGACUUUGGUGGAGAAUCCAGAGGUGGGCUUUGAAUUGGGAGAGCGUGAAAGUGGAAUGGAGAAGACGGAGAAGAGAGCGAACUGGGUGGAGAGGCUUUUGGAGCUCCGAGGUCGUUGGAUGAACAGACAACCGAAAGAGCAAAUGGAUGGAGAAGGAGAGGGAGAGGGAGAGGAAGGUGGUUGCGAGGUCGAUUACAGUUCGGACGUCGAGGAUGAACAACACAAGAGUUUCGAUCAAGAAUCGUUCUCGCGGCUCUUGGUUCGAGCCUCCUGGUCUGAUACUAAGCUCUUUUCUCAGCUGGCUUUCCUGUCCAACUUGGCAUAUGCGAUAGAAGAUAUCAAGGCAGAGGAUUUAAGGAAGCAUUACAAUCUACAUUAUGUAACAUCUUCAUUGGAGAAGAAAGCAAAUGUGGCUAGAAAUAAAGUGAAACUUGACCAUGAUCAUGUUCGCAUGGGGACGGACUCUGCCUCAAAUCCUGAUUCCAGUUCAAAGAAAGGAACAGAGUUUAAGCAUAAGCAAUCAAUCCGUUCAUCAAUAGCUUAUGAGAUCGCUGCAUCAGCUGCAUCAUACGUCCAUUCUCAUGCAAAAGGACUCCUAUCCUUGGGCUCAGAAUCUUGCCAUGAGGAUUUCAAGAUGGAGUCAUGUGGUGAGAGGGACAACAUACUAGAUGAGGGGUUGUUCACACCUAUUUAUAAUUAUGAAGUGGCAGCUUACAUGGCGACGACAACAAUGACAGCUGUGGUAGCUGCAGAGGAGACGGCAAAGCAAGAGGCAGCAAGGGAACUUCAAUCACUCCAUUCCUCUCCAUGUGAAUGGUUCAUUUGUGAUGAUCCAAGCACAUAUACUCGUUGCUUCAUCAUUCAGGGGUCAGAUUCAUUGGCAUCUUGGCAAACAAACCUCUUCUUUGAGCCCACCAAAUUUGAGGGAACAGAUGUAUCAGUUCACAGAGGUAUCUACGAGGCUGCUAAGGGGAUAUAUAAGCAAUUCAUGCCAGAAAUUCUAAAACAUUUGAAAAGAUAUGGAGCUAGAGCAAAACUUCGUUUCACUGGUCAUUCUCUAGGAGGGAGUCUUUCCCUCUUAGUUAGCUUGAUGCUCUUGACUAGAGGUGUAAUUAGUCCCUCCUUUCUGUUUCCUGUAGUCACAUUCGGAUCACCAUCUAUAUUCUGUGGGGGUCACCAUAUCCUUGACAAAUUGGGAUUGAAUGAGAGCCAUGUUCAUUCAGUGAUUAUGCACAGAGAUAUCGUUCCGAGGGCUUUCUCUUGCAACUAUCCAACCCGUGCAGCGCAAGUCCUCAAGCGCCUGAAUGGUUCAUUCCGAUCUCACCAUUGUCUCAAUAAACAUAAACUACUGUAUUCUCCAAUGGGAAAAUUAUACAUUCUUCAACCAGAUGAUAAGUUAUCUCCUCCUCAUCCCUUGCUUCCCCCUGGGAAUGCCUUACAUGCUUUGGACAAGACUAAAUGUGAAUCUCAAGCUGUAAUAACAAGUGCAAUUAAGGCCUUCCUUAAUUCCCCUCAUCCAUUGGAGACACUAAGUGACCCCAAAGCCUAUGGCUCAGAAGGUACAAUCUGCAGAGACCACACCUCAAGCAACUACUUAAGGGUUCUGAAUUGGGUUCUAUGGCAACAAACUAAGCUUGCAGUUCGACAAACAAGAAGACAAAGGCGUCACGAUUUGUGGCCAGUUCUUACAACCUCGCCUUCUGACCAACCGUGGAGUCAUGGAGGAUACUUGAAGAACCAUAGGUUGAUCAUCAAGGAAGUGGUUGCCGACGUCUGAACCUAAUUUGUACAUUCAUCUCCAUAGAAGGCACAUAUAAUUGUUAUGACAUGAGCCAAGGGGAUUUAGUUACCCAAUCUUUCAUGUAAAUAGUAGCCUUGUUCUUUUUCUGUUUUUCAAUGAAACAUGUAUAUGUUAUUUAUCACUGAUACAGUUACUGAAUUUGGUAACAAA
This is a messenger RNA of Telopea speciosissima, 2302 nucleotides long. RefSeq names its product phospholipase A1 PLIP1, chloroplastic. The transcript is spliced from 5 exons. Gene Ontology annotation, molecular function: glycerophospholipid phospholipase A1 activity. Bases 65 to 2128 code for a protein of 687 amino acids. The record is from RefSeq and is a predicted model, not a curated record. Lineage: Eukaryota; Viridiplantae; Streptophyta; Magnoliopsida; Proteales; Proteaceae. Gene Ontology annotation, biological process: lipid metabolic process.